Messenger RNA from Nicotiana attenuata, 336 nucleotides. RefSeq lists its product as uncharacterized. NCBI's taxonomy places the organism in Eukaryota, Viridiplantae, Streptophyta, Magnoliopsida, Solanales, Solanaceae. The record is from RefSeq and is a predicted model, not a curated record. The coding region runs from base 1 to 336 and encodes 111 amino acids. Gene Ontology annotation, biological process: chromatin remodeling. The transcript has a single exon. Gene Ontology annotation, cellular component: nucleus.
AUGUUUAUUAAGUUGGUGAUUGGUGAGUGCACCCUCACUGUAGUUAGCGCGUAUGCGCCGCAAGCGGGCUUGGAUGAGGAGGUUAAGAGGCGCUUUUGGGAGGGUUUGGAUGAGAUUGUGCGUAGUAUUCUGCCUACUGAAAGGUUAUUUAUUGGAGGGGGUUUUAAUAGCCAUAUUGGGUCCGACGCUGGUAGCUACGGCGAGGUGCAUGGUGGCUUUGGCCUUGGGGAUAGGAACGGAGGAGGCACUUCGCUGUUAGACUUCGCUAAAGCUUUCGAGCUGGUAAUUGUGAACUCGACUUUUCCGAAGAGGGAGGAGCAUCUGGUAACUUUCUAG